CGUAUGACUUUGUCUUGCAGAAAUUUAAAAAGAUAUGAAUGGAGCUUUCAAAAGAUUCACAUACCGGCCACAAGAUGUCACUACGUGGUGUGAACUUUUGACAUGAACUUUAUAUAAAGUUUUUAGUAUAACUUAACCAAAAUACUUUACAUUUUUGUGUAAUGAGUGUAUAAAUACAAUGUGAAUAUUGUUCAAACUGGAAUCAAAUUGUUAUAUAGUCAAUGUGAUGUUGACAUAUUGUUUAAUUUCGGAAGCAAGUAUCGUGUUUCAUUAGAUUAAUGCAACUAUUAUAAAAACGAAGAAAUUCCUAGGAUUAUGGUAGCAGGAAAAGGAAGAAAGAAAUUUUAAAUAGGAGAAAUGGUAUACGAUGGCGGAGUUCCUGCCUCUUUGCGACGUACUGUUCAACGUGAUCUCUCUAGCGGGUUACUUCUGCGACGUGGUUUUCGACGUAGUCAUGGGAUACGCUCUUCUUGAGCGCGGCUAUAAAUGUACCUUCGCUGCUACCAUAUCUAUAGUCGUGACGUCCUUGGUAAUAUCACAGGUUUUAUCUCUCCGUUGGUACUUGCACGUAUGGUGGGCUGGUGAGGGACGCAAGGGCCGGCCUCCUUGGCUACCCAUCCUGCUUCACUGCCUACAGGUGGGCGUGCUGUGGCGAUAUGCGCGAUUGCUAGUGCCAGUUGAACUGAGACGUGUUAAACAUCAAGUACGAGAUCUUUGUAUGCUUCGGUUGGUGCACGCGUUUUGCGAGGCGGCCCCCAUGUUGCUGCUCCAACUGCACAUCCUAUUCAAGGACACCAGUUAUGAGCCACUUAGCGAAGUCGGCGUUACACCCGAGCCUAGUAUAGACGAGCCUUCUGCAAACAGAGCGUUCGCGGAACUGAACGUGAUAUCGGCGUCUCUAUCGUUGUUCUCUGUGUGCUGGGCUCUCGCCAGCUUCAGUAAGAAUGUGCGUCUGCAGAACGUCCACAGGCUCGUUCUCACCUGGCUCGGUGUUAUCUUUCAGUUUCUAUGGAGGCUGGGAACUAUAUCUGCGAGAAUUUGCGCUCUCACCGUGUACGCUCUAGUCUAUGAAUAUUGGGUGUUUCUAGUUAUAGGUUUACAUUGGGUGUCAAUGUUUCUAUGGCUGAUAUCACCUCGCAACGUGUUCCACGGAGAGCGCAUCAGUCGGCCGCGCAAGGCGUACCUCUCCGCACUCAUCGCUUUUGUAUACGUCUUCGCUUACGUCAACCUGCAGGAACUCAACCAUCGACAGAAGAUGGUGAUAUUCUACUGUGUGAUGUGCGUGGAGAACUGGGUGCUGGUGUCGGCCUGGUGGUGGUCAGGUCGCGCCGCGCGCCCCGCCGCCACCGCCGCCGCUGCAGCCGCCGCGUUCUGCGCGGGACUCGCCUUCAUGCUUAUAUACUACAGAUAUUUCCACGUGCGACGGCUGGGCUACAUGUUGGGGGAGAACAGACAAGGCACCAACAGCACCAACGCCUCAUCACAGAACAAGAAUGGUGAUACCUCUACCCCAACAGAGAACGCGGCCAUACCCGGCGUCUUCAACUGUCGCUUCUCUAAUCCAGUUAAUCACAGUGCUGCAAACGGUCGUAAAAAGAAAAAACCGACAACGUUCGUGCCGCCCCCCGAGGAGAUAAAGCAGGGCAAGUUGGCCAAGACCACGCCUGUCGCCGCAGAGGAGAUAUACAGCAGUCUGCAGCGACAACCCAUACCGCGAGCCAAGACCCACGCCGAGCCCCCCGCCUGGCCCAGUAUUGAAAUGACACACUCCUACCAAAACUACCCCGUCCUCCCCCACACCUGCAACCUCUACCCCACCUACACAGAGAUAAAGCCAGAGUACUCCGGCUCAAACUUCCAGAACAACGACACCGCAGUACAAAACGAUAUCAAGAUGCGAAUGCCGAACAUUUACAAUCAAGAAGCCAGAGGAUUCUACGAAAAUCCAGCGAAUAUGAGGGAACGUGUCCCCGGACGAUCACCCAACUACCUCGCGCUCGAAACUAGGAACUACGAUUCAAACGUCUGCAGAAGUCCGAGGAAUGUCAUGAAUAGCAGCCCGAGAACUGCCUACAUAUCAGACGUGAACAACUCCAACUACGAUACGAGUGCACUGGACAAGACUAGGUUACAGAAUCCCAAUCCCAGUAGCAUUUAUUCUGAAGACCAUAGACAGAGUCUGGGCGAGUUCUCCGGCUACUGCGAGAAUGGAGUACAAAAUAUAUACAGUAAAUAUGGCGAGACCAAAGAGGAAUAUAUAUCUGCACUCCACAACGCUCUGGCGAACGUUCAAAGCAUAGACAAUAUAAGGAGUAUAUACAACGAGGUGGGGUGCGGACAGUAUGGACAGAACUGCGAUAGGAUGUUCCCGUACGCGGGGGGCGGGGCGGGGGGAGGGGCUGGGGGCGUGGCCGCAGCCAAGAAGGCGGAGCAGCGCAAGAUGCUGCGCUGCCGCACGCCAGAGAUACUGCUCGCGCCGCACUACCUCGAGACAUGCACGAAACCUGUCUGCUGCCACUGGAGCGCGCCAUACACCAACAGAAAGAAGGAGGAGGUGGUAGGUGCGGUGACGGGGCUGGGCAGCAGCGGAGAGGAGUCGGGCGCAGAUGGUGCACGAGACACGCCACGGCCCCCUAGUGAUAUUGACAGCCAGAUUUCAUUACCACGGUCGUACACUCUGCCGCGCGAAUUCCGAUACUGGCGAAGACGGCCGCGUCUUCGUGACGCACAUCUACCCAGCAACAACAGCAGUGACGGCGACGUGGACAGUGGAGACAACGACAGCUCGCGGCAGUCCGAGUGCUCGGGCGGGUCGCAGCCGGCGUCGGGCGUGCGAGCAGAGCGCGCACCCGAGCGCAGGAGACGUCCACACGCACGACACAAGCCAGAAACAGAACUAUGAUAAACAUAACUCUCGGAAAAAGAUUGUCGUUUUUUCUGAUCAAAUUAUCUUUAAAAAAAUUAAACCUGCACUGACCGUUUUUCCGUCCAUACAAGAAUAUGUCCUUAGGUUUCAUAUUAUUGACUGUUUUACAAAAAAAUUAGAUAUAAAGGUAUAUUUUUAGGGUUCUGUACGGACCCUUAUAAGAUCACUUUAUUGUCCGUCCGUCUAAGAUCCUUUUUUUUACUUGGUUUUGUUAAAGCAAUUAUAUAACAAAAAACGAAUUUCACAAUUUAAAUUAUGUAGAUAUGUAGUACUGUUAUAUGUGAAUGAAAAUAUCUAUACUUUUAAACAUUAACGGCUCAAUUAUUACUAAUUUAGUUCUAAGAAUCUUUGUAUGUCCAAAACUUGUACCUUUUAAA
Molecule: messenger RNA, 3303 nt
Organism: Papilio xuthus (Asian swallowtail)
Lineage: Eukaryota; Metazoa; Arthropoda; Insecta; Lepidoptera; Papilionidae
Exons: 15
Coding region: 368-2902 (844 amino acids)
Cellular component (GO): membrane
Source: RefSeq, a predicted model, not a curated record